AUGGGGGGAUUAGUUUAUAAUAAAAAGGUGGCUAAAUUAAUUAAAAAUCUGGAAAUGGCUAAUCCUGGUGUAAACAUCAAAAAAAUUUUUCCAAAACUAACUCAAAAAAGAGACGAGGAAAUGACACGUCAAGAAAAACAAAAUCUAAGAAGAAAGCUCCAAAAAACAGUCAAAGCAUUUGGAAAAAAGGGAUUAAACAUAAAUGGUUUAAUUUAA
Messenger RNA from Meloidogyne enterolobii, 216 nucleotides. The record is from the annotation of a GenBank genome assembly. NCBI's taxonomy places the organism in Eukaryota, Metazoa, Nematoda, Chromadorea, Rhabditida, Meloidogynidae.